AUUGCCCAAAUGCAAGAGAGUAGCCGACGGAAUCGCUCGAGGCGAAACCAAAUGCUACACGUUUCUUCGCCUGUAUCGGUCGCCGUCACGACAGCGGCCGCCGCGAUCCAUAAUUGAUAUCCAGUUAUCUUGCUAGAUUUCCCACCACUUCUUUUCCAGUAAUCUUUUCAAAUUGACCGCAAUAAGGUCAUGGUAGUUGACUCUUCUUCGUGUCUCGAUAAGAACUGCCAGAUAAGCGAAGAUCACUCCACCUAGUAAGUGUUCUCUGCUCUCUCAUCCAUCGCGGAGUAAGCCAAGUCCGCAAGAAGAUGACAGCGUCAGAAAAGGCUCAAAUUUUGUGCCGCGUUUUACUUCCCUUGUGAUUUUUUUUUCUUCAUCUGUUUUUUCGUGGAAGCCGUCGCUCGCCCAUUCCGUGGCUUACCUUCGCCUUGGUUUCUCUUAUAUCGACUACUUCUUCCGAGUUCCGCCUGCCAAUUAUUGUGAGAGAUUCCAUUUCCAGAUCCCGGAGGAAACCGCAGAGACCUGCUUUUUGAUCUAUUCUUUGAGAUUCCUUUUUCCGAGGAAAGAAGAGAGAACCAAGUUCUUUCCUUUUCCUUGCUGGUUUUUGAUUCGGUUCUGUGCCGUUGCAGCAAAAAAAAGUUUUUUUUUUUUUGGGGGAAAGAUUGCAAGUUGUUCACAGCGACAUACCCCGCCCUACUAUUGUGUUGUUUUUCUUUCCCUACUUCUCGGUUUGUUUUCUGGAGAAUUCUUGCGUCUCUUCCGUGAAUGGAGGCGACGGAGCGGACAGCGAGGCGACGGCGUUAGGGACCGCUUCGUCUCUCCCGUGUGCAACCGAGCCAGCUGCCUCUCUCGGUCAGAGGAGCUCAGGGUUGGUGGAUCCGAUGGCGGCGGACAGGGAGGCGACGGCGUUAGGGACCGCUGCGUCCGCCAGCAGUUGCUGCCUCCAGAAGUUUAGGCUUUACGAGACUCAUAUGAAAUUCUACAUGGUAGGUAGCAAUAACAACAAAACACAAUGGAGGGUGUUAAUAAUUGAUAGGCUAGAACCCUCUGAGCUGAACAUUCGUGAGGACCCGACAACAUACUCUACUGUUGAAUGUAAUGACUUGCUGAAGCGAGUACAUGAGGGCAACAUAGCAACAGGUGGAUUAAAAUUUGUGACCAAAUUUUAUGGUAUUGCGGGAUUUGUCAAGUUCCUUAGCCCCUACUACAUGCUUCUCAUUACCAAGAGAAGGAAGAUUGGCAACAUUUAUGGUCAUGCUGUAUAUGGUGUCUCCAAAAGCGAAAUGAUUAUCAUUCCAAAUUCUACUGUGCAAUCUGCUGUGACCUAUUCUAAGGAUGAAAACAGAUACAAGAAGCUACUCUGCACUGUGGAUCUCACGAAGGACUUCUUCUUCAGUUACUCGUACAAUAUAAUGCGUAGUCUUCAGAAGAACCUAUAUGAUGGCAUCACAGGACAAGUUCUGUAUGAAACAAUGUUUGUUUGGAAUGAGUUCUUGACACGUGGUGUCCGUAUGCUUCUCAAAAAUACUACAUGGACAGUUGCACUAAUUCAUGGUUUUUUUAAGCAGGUUAGGCUCUCAGCCUGUGGCAAAAAUUUUAAGUUUACACUCAUUGCUAGGCGUUCACGCCAUUUUGCAGGCACCAGGUACCUAAAACGUGGUGUCAACGAGAAGGGUAGAGUUGCCAAUGAUGUUGAGACAGAACAGAUUGUAUGUGAAGAUACUAUUGAAGAGAUGCCAUCAGAAAUAACUUCAGUUGUUCAGAAUCGAGGUUCAAUACCACUUUUCUGGUCCCAAGAAACUUCAAAGCUAAACAUUAGGCCUGAUAUUGUCUUGCACAAGAAGGACCAGAACUUUGAAGCUACUAGACUUCACUUUGAAAAUCUUGUGAAGAGAUAUGGAAACCCUAUUAUUAUUUUGAAUUUGAUUAAGUCAUGUGAGAAGAAGCCACGGGAAUCUUUGCUUCGUGCAGCAUUCAGUAAUGCAAUUGAUCUUAUAAACAAAGAUUUACCAGGCAAAAAGCGCUUGAAAUUCUUGCAUUGGGAUAUACAAAAACAAUCUAGAAGGAAAGGUGAAAAUGUGCUGGAAAUGUUAGGAAAAGUGGCAGAUUAUGCCUUAAAUCUAACUGGAAUUUUUUAUUGCCAAUUACCACCAUCCUUGAAAUUUCAAGAUGUUGAUCUGCCGACAGAUAUUGGGGUAUCAGUUGCCAUUGGUUCUUAUGGCAGUUCCUGGAGAGAUGAAGGGCAGAACUCAGAUAUAUCUCAAAGUGAAUACUCUGGGGACAGAACCGAGCACGAUGUUGAUAAUUCAGCCAAUGAAAUACAUAACCAUACUACUUCUCAUAAUGACUAUUCUGCAGAUGAAUUUGAGUGCAAAGUCAACUUGGCAAAUCCACCAAGGCUUCAAAGUGGCGUCCUUAGAACAAAUUGUAUUGAUUGCUUGGAUCGAACAAAUGUUGCACAAUAUGCCUAUGGUUUGGCUGCACUUGGUCAGCAGCUUCACGCCUUGGGAUAUAUAGAUGUUCCAAAAGUUGAUCCAGACUCCCCUUUAGCGGAUGAUAUGAUGGAUAUCUAUGAAAGAAUGGGGGACACACUUUCUCUACAGUAUGGAGGUUCUGCUGCUCACAACAAGAUAUUUUCUGAAAGAAGAGGUCAAUGGAAGGCUGCAACCCAGUCUCAGGAGUUAUUGAGGACAAUACAACGAUAUUAUAGAAAUGCCUAUAUGGAUGCAGAGAAGCAAGAUGCUAUUAACUUGUUCCUGGGUCAUUUCCAACCCCACCAGGGUAAACCAGCACUUUGGGAGCUGAGUUCUGAUCAACAUUACAGUACUGGAAGGCACAAUGCACGUUCUCAUGAGAAUGCAAGGUCAUUUAUUAAGAGAUCUCUGUCAGAUGGCAAUAUUCUUUGUGAUAGCGAAAUACCCAUGUCUAUCUGUGAUCCUGGAUCAAAUGAAGCUGCUGCUUCAGCAUUCCCUAAGAUAAUACAACAAGAUUCAGUUGCCAAGGGUCUUUGUGAUUCCACACCUGAAAUUUCAACUCGUGAUAAUGAUAUUCAAUAUUACAGUUACAUGCCGACAUUUCCUAGGAGGCAAAUAGUUUCAGAUAAUGGGCACAUAUGCUUCAGCAAACAUAGAUUCAAUGACUCCAACUGUUCGAACUUCCUUGACUUCGAUUGGCUUUCGUCAUCAGGCAAUUCAUGUGAAGAUGAAGGCUCUGAAAGGUCCUCUAUCAUUAACUCACCAAUGACAAAUGUUUCCACUGAAAAUGUUCUUGAAGGAGAUGAGGGAAUUAGCAGUUUAAAUAUAGAGGGUGCCAGCAUUGAGGUGGUUGAAACACAAGGCAGACAAGCAUCGGAAAACUCCAAUGCUGGUGAAUUUUCUGAUAGAUUUGCUCACUGGGUUGCUUAUGGAGGGACGCUAUGCUAUUGAUGACGAUGCGCAUCGUCAAGCAAAUCAAUCUCAGCAUUCCACUGUAAUGUCCGAUCUGCACUAGUUAGAAUAAGUUUUCAACUUUUUGUGUUUUUUUCAGAAGAAAUAUAAUUAGUAUGUAUCUUGGGUACGUAGAUGCAAUUCUUUCCGGGCUAAGCUCUGUUUGUUUGUAUGUAAAUAUCGACACCAAGAAGAAUGCAAUAAUAAUUACUUGUAAAUUA
Molecule: messenger RNA, 3646 nt
Organism: Zingiber officinale
Lineage: Eukaryota; Viridiplantae; Streptophyta; Magnoliopsida; Zingiberales; Zingiberaceae
Product: phosphoinositide phosphatase SAC2-like
Exons: 16
Coding region: 882-3425 (847 amino acids)
Biological process (GO): phosphatidylinositol dephosphorylation
Cellular component (GO): intracellular membrane-bounded organelle
Molecular function (GO): phosphatidylinositol-3,5-bisphosphate 5-phosphatase activity
Source: RefSeq, a predicted model, not a curated record